Molecule: messenger RNA, 2510 nt
Organism: Centropristis striata (black sea bass)
Lineage: Eukaryota; Metazoa; Chordata; Actinopteri; Perciformes; Serranidae
Gene: usp21
Product: ubiquitin specific peptidase 21
Exons: 12
Coding region: 306-1520 (404 amino acids)
Biological process (GO): protein deubiquitination
Cellular component (GO): cytoplasm
Molecular function (GO): cysteine-type deubiquitinase activity
Source: RefSeq, a predicted model, not a curated record
CAGUGAAACAGUAGACGUCCCCUUAUGCAUUUUUAACAGCUCAGCAGGUGAUGGGAACAGUUUGGUUGGGACAGUUUGUCCACAGAUAGAGUGACCAAGUGAUCAGCUGUGACUGACAUCCCACGUCAUUUGCUUUGGGGAAAAACUCCUCUCUUAUGAACUACCAGCAAGUUCUGCUCACCUUUGACUCUGGAUGUGAAAGAACUGAGAUGCAAACUGCCUGACUUAUAUUUCCUUUGCAAGCCGAAAGUCUCACUGUCUCUGAAGAAGUGAUAGACACUUCUGAGGUGUACCAGUAAAAUAGGAUGCCCGGAGCCAGUGGCGUCAACGUUGAGGGCUCUUGCGAGGCCUUGUGUCGAACCCUGGUCUCCCAGAAAGGUCUCCAGAGAGAGACGGCCGACAUCUCCCAGUCUGUCCUUUACACCUCACUGAUGGGCCUUCUUCUGGUCGCCGACAACGAGAAAGAGCAGCUCACCAUAGGAAGUGGAAGGGUCGGACUUAGAAACAUAGGAAACACAUGUUUCCUCAACGCAGUCGUCCAAUGUUUGUCUCACACACGUGGCCUGCGGGACUACAGCCUCCUCAAUUCCUACAGGGACGAGCAAUUCUCAAAAGAGGAGGCUAAGCUCAUGACAGCUUUCUCUCAGGUGCUGUCAGGCCUUUGGGAUGUAAAUGAAGGGGACACGGUUGUAAAUCCACGACAGUUUUACAAUAUUUUUAAAGACGCUGUGCCUUACUUCAGUGGUUACAGUCAACAGGAUGCACAGGAGUUCCUCAGGUUCUUGUUGGACAAGCUGCACACAGAAAUCAAUCGCAGACCCUACGUUCGACGAACAGGGAAGGAGCCUGAACAAAAAUAUGCCAGAUUUAGGAUUUCUGAAGAGGCAGCUGCCAUGUGGAAGAAGCACUUGGAGAGAGAUGACAGCAAAAUAGUGGACCUGUUCUCAGGCCAGCUGAGGAGCUCGCUGCAUUGCUCGGUAUGCUCCCACUACUCCAACACAUUUGAUGUGUUCUGUGAUUUGUCGUUGCCCAUCCCCAAGAGAAGCUCGGGUGGGGAGGUCACGCUGAGGGAGUGCCUGGACCUCUUCUCUCAGGAGGAGAAACUGGACAAGGAGAAUUCUCCUAUGUGUGAGAGGUGUAACAGGCAUACAGAAUGCACCAAGCGGCUUUCCAUCCAGAGGUUUCCCCAAGUUAUUGUGAUCCAUCUGAACCGUUUUACGACAUCACGGUGGUCGAUCAGUAAAAGCACAGUGUAUGUGUCCUUCCCUCUGACUAACCUGGACCUUGGACGCUACGGGCCUGUCGACUGUGGCCCAGUUCUGUAUAAUUUAUAUGCAAUAUGUAACCACGCUGGGACAGUGAACAUGGGCCACUACACAGCCUGCUGUCUGGAUGAAAAUGGUUGGUGCUUCUACAAUGACUGCAGUGUGACUCAAGUCUCUGAAAACCAGCUUCAGACCAAUCAAGCCUAUGUGCUGUUCUACCAGCGCAGCAACAGCACCACCACCGUCAGGAAAUAGACCUGAGACUGGCUGGGCCAAGCAGCCAAUCAGAGCAACUUUACCUCCAGUGUCCAUAGAAACAAAUAGAAGCAGCAGCGCUGUAACUCUGGCGUCUAUGAACAGCUCAAUGUGCAUGCCCUCAAAUAAACUCUGAGGAGGAGGAGAGAGAAGCCAUGCACACUUAAAUGAGGACUUGAAGAGGCGGCCUCCCCUCCUGAAUCAUGGAGAUGCUUUUGAAGAGUCUCGGUGAGAGACAGUUCAGACAGACUGCAGCCUUAAGAGUCUCUGUGCCCUACUUCUCAGGCAGGAGUGAGUGGUGUGCUUGCACAUGAUGCAGAGCUCUUAAUGUAAGAUAAUUGUCAUGCAUGCAUGCGAUGCAUAAAACCUAAAUAAACAAAGAUAAGUCUUGGGUGGAAUAGAAAUUAGGCAAUAUUUGAUGACCUGAUUGUGACAUAGGACUUUAAGCUGCAAUACUUUAAUUUUACAUGCAGCCUAUGUUAUAUCUAUGCUGUAUUUUUAUUUUAACUCCCCUACAUAUAGACAGAUAAAAGGACACUUCAUCCCAAAAUAAAUAAUACAUAUUUUUCCUCCUACCUGUAGUGCUAUUUAUCGGUCCAGAUUAUUUUGAUGUGAGUUGCCCAGUUUUGAAUACAUGUUUGUCUUCUCUUGAAUAUUAUGGGACCAUAGGGCACUUCACUUGUGGUGCUCAAAGUGCUAAAAAUUACCAGAAUCUAGAAAUCAUGACACUGUUACUGAAGAAUCCACAGACCUUAUUUUGAGUGAUUUUAUUGAAGAGUUUUAGUAGAAACUAAACAGCUCCUACAUGAAACUGUUUACAACAAGCUCUGUGGUUUUUGGCACUUUGAGCACCACAAGCGAAGUGUCAUAUAGAGAGAAGGCAGACAUCUCUACGCCUACACACUAUAGUGAUCCAGGAAGAUAUAUAUAGCACUAUAGGUAUAGAAAAUAAUAUAUAUAUAUAUUUAUUUUGGCAUUAACUGUCCCUUU